AAUUAUUAUUUGAUGACUGCUGAAGAAUCAGUUCAUUCUGAUACUGAUACUGAUAUAAAGUUUGGUCAGACCUAAAUCGAAAUAAUCACUUGCUUCUCCUGUAUUAAGUGGUUUUAACAAGCUUUUACUCCAGUACCUAUCUAUUUUGGUCAGCAUCAGCAUCAGCAGCCGAGAUCCUAAAACACUGUCUGAUCUGAAGCUAGUCUAUUGAGAACAGCCUAAUCAUGGGAUUUGUUUUGUUUUUUUGGCUUUAUAAACCUAAAUCGCAUUUAACCCUAGAGCAGCCAAUCCUGCGUUGUCUUGAUUCAGGACCUUUUUCCUUUUAUUUCAUUUUUUUCUAUGAAUAUUUUUAGCACAUUACACUAAACGCUGAGUUGAAAUACGCAUUGAUAAAUAAAUAAAUAAAAAAAAGUUAAAAGUUGUUGAAAACGUCUCACAGAAGUCCUCAAAGGAAUGCAAAGGAGUCUCUGUGAGACGGAACAUUUUAGCGCAUGAUUUCAAAGUGUGAAUGAUAUGAUUGUUUGGAUUGUGGCUGGAGCAGAUGAGACAAAGCUUUCAUUUUUUUUUCUUCUGUCUUUGACGCUGGUUGCGUUCUUAGCAAAGCAUGCAUCUGAUUGGCUGGCUUUGAGCUGUCAUCUCCAUGGCAACCUCUGCUGAAUGAUGUGCUGUGCAAAGGUGUGUGGUUGGAGACGCUUCCUGUGCCUCACUAUUGUUCUGAAUCUGCUGCUCACUUCACGAACAGUUCACGGCAGUUUAUUAUCUCCCACGCCAUGUGAGAUGUCUUUAAGCUGUUGUUUUAAAAUACCACACAUGCAAUACUGAGAGAUGCAUGUUAAAUCACUGAUGAUCACCCAUGCCCCGAGGAAGGUAAUCAAAUCAGAGACAAGAUACUAUACUGAUGACAAUGUGCGGUCUGAAGUCUAUUAAAGUCCAUUCUGCUGAAACCACAGUGAUCAUGGCGUGCACUUCUGCUAAAAACUUCUACUUUCUGAUCAAUACCUAUUUCUGAACAAACAACAAUGUGUUCUUUUACGGUUAAGUCCUCUGAGCGGGUUUCAGGUUCAGUUCAAGUAAAUCUCUGUCGAUAGCAUCUGUCAGUCACCGCAGAAAACCAUCAGGGCCCAUCGCAGUUCAGAAGGACAAGCUAAACUGCAAAACAACGGAGGAAAAUGUGAACGUCAAGGCCAUCCGGGCCAGAUUUCACGUUCCGGUUGAAAUGCCAACUUCCGGAGGUGGAUCCUCCGUCAAACCUCAUACGGUUGGUGCGCUGCCGGAGUCUCUAACCAAUGGAGCGCUCAGAAACAAGAUCUCAGCAGUGCCUCCGAGACCAGUCUUUCCUCUCAACGCUCAAAGUGAACCAGAGAUGUUUCCUUCGGGUCCUCAUGGAGUGUUCCCCAGACCUCCUCCUUCUCAUCGUUUGGGAGCCCAGGGGAGUCCUAAGAUGCCCCCUCCGGAGGUCAAUGUGCCGAGCAAAGUCAAGCAGACGGGAGAACUUCUUCAGCGCAAGAUGCUUCAGCAGCACGCCGACCUGAAAGUGUCUUCAGCUUUUAAGCCACCGCUGCCGAGCCAGAGGAGCGUGUCGGAGGUAGUACCGCUAAGAAAGCCGCUUCCCAACGUCGGGCCGCGACCCUCCAAACCAAAACGCCCUCCGUCUGUAAACCUGGACCAUUUCCGGAAAAAAGCCCCUGUGGUUCUUCCCAAAAAAACCAUAGAGCUACAGAGUUCUAAAGGACCAGCACGGCCUCCAUUCAAACCCAGCCAGAAGGCAUCCUCCUUCUCAGAAUUAAACUCGGACCCCCAGGAGGACUAUGAUGACAUCAGCCCACUCCCACCCCCUCCCCCCACCCCUCCCAGGCCCAGAGGUAAAGCGUACCUCGCUUCUCACGUUGCAGAACCGUGGACGGACAAUUUCUCUUCUCAGCAGGAGGACAGCGACCAAGAAAUCUACGAAGACCCAGAUAUGCCUCUUCCAGUUGAGAGGAAAGUAUUGAAAGAGACUAAGAAGACAGAGCUGGACAAGAAAGAACUGAAGGAAAGGCAGAAGUUGGAAAACGAGUAUAGAAAAAAAUUUAAGCUGAAUGGACCUAUUGAGGUGAUCCACAUGGCCCGUGUGAGAGAGGACUGGCAGGGGGGGAAGAAUGACCUGACGGUGCGACAGGGAGAGAGCGUGGAGAUCAUCCGUGUGAGCAACAACCCGGAGGGGAAAUGGCUGGCACGAAACCUGAGGGGCGGCAUGGGCUACAUCAGUAACUCCUGUGUGGAUGUGGAUUAUGAAGAAGUGAAGCGGAAGCUCCGUGGUCAGUCCAUGCCCUCCUCUAACCCUUCUGCGGGACGCCCCGUAAACCCAGAGGUAUAUGAUGACAUCGGCUCCAGCGAGCAGCUGGACAGCAGUUUUCACAGUGAUGAUGUAUAUGAUGACGUGGACCAUGAUGAGCUUCCUCCUCCUCCCCCAGAGAUCAGCCCCGAUCCGAUAAAGUCCAAGCAGCGAGAGAGAGAUGAGAAAGAGUUUCGAAAAAGGUUUAAGUUUGAAGGGCCCAUCCGAGUUCUGUACACCAUGAUGGUGGACCCUAAUGCCAAUCUGAAGAAGGCUGGGAGCAAGUACCUGGAUGUGGUCCGUGGAGAGAUUCUGGAUGUUAUACAGGAGACCAGCAAGAAGCAUGUGCUGUGCUGUAAUAAACUGGGCAAAUAUGGAUAUGUACCUGUUAAUUACCUUUUGCAAGAGGAGAAUGAGGUUUAUGAUGACAUUGAUACUGCUUCAGAUAUAUACGACAAUGACGACAGCUGACCUGCUUGGAGAUGAUGGCUAUCAUCCAUGUAAAACUGUUUUAACCUGAGAAAGUAAAAAAAAAAAAAAGACUGAACACCGAGUUUUUCUUACAACAAAUGAAAGAAA
Carassius auratus (goldfish) is the source of this 2893-nucleotide messenger RNA. Its product is annotated as FYN-binding protein 1-like. Bases 1217 to 2785 code for a protein of 522 amino acids. Gene Ontology annotation, biological process: protein localization to plasma membrane; T cell receptor signaling pathway; integrin-mediated signaling pathway. Lineage: Eukaryota; Metazoa; Chordata; Actinopteri; Cypriniformes; Cyprinidae. Gene Ontology annotation, molecular function: protein binding. The transcript is spliced from 16 exons. The record is from RefSeq and is a predicted model, not a curated record. Gene Ontology annotation, cellular component: plasma membrane.